Messenger RNA from Lathyrus oleraceus (garden pea), 812 nucleotides. Its product is annotated as 50S ribosomal protein L29, chloroplastic. The transcript has 2 exons. Bases 127 to 627 code for a protein of 166 amino acids. Gene Ontology annotation, biological process: translation. Gene Ontology annotation, molecular function: structural constituent of ribosome. Gene Ontology annotation, cellular component: chloroplast; ribosome. The record is from RefSeq and is a predicted model, not a curated record. Lineage: Eukaryota; Viridiplantae; Streptophyta; Magnoliopsida; Fabales; Fabaceae.
AAAUAAAAUAGAACUCUUUCUCAUAAAAGAUGAAGGGGGAUAGAUAGGGUCUGGAUAUUAUCUUCAACACUCAUUCAUUGCAUACAUUUUCUGUUCAUGCGAUAAACAAGAGAGCGCGGAAACAAAAUGCUGAGCCUCUCCGUUACUUCACCAUCUUCUUCAACACUUUCCUUUCUUCCCAAACCAUUACAACUCAAAUCCUCCUUCAAUGGCAUUCGGCUACGUCAACCUAGCACUUGCACAAUUCCAGCCACGAAACGCACCGCUUUGGUCCCAGUGAUGAUGGCAAAGAGAGAAGAGCAAUUGAAGGAAAUUAGAACUAAAACCAACGAACAAAUCAACGAAGAGGUUGUUAAACUACAAGGCGACUUACUCGUGCUUCGUCUUCAGAAAUCUGCUCGCAAGGAGUUUAAACCCAGUGAUUUUAGGAAAAUGCGCAAGACGAUUGCUCGAUUGCUUACUGUAAAGCGGGAAAGAGAGAUUGAGGAGGGUAUUGGUAAGAGGUUGUCUAGAAAGCUAGAUAAAAAGUGGAAGAGAAGCAUUGUUGUAAAACCACCAACACCACCUGUAUCUUUAUUGAAACUUCUUCGGAAGGAGGAAGAUGAUGAAGAAGCUGCGGAAGAUUAAAUAUGCAAGUUAUAGAGUUUAUUGGUUAAAGGUGUUGUUAGUCUUUUGAUUUUAUUGUUUUGUUGGACGUUGUCAUUUCAUUGUGUAGUGUAAUAGUAUCUUGUUUGUAGUAACCUACAUUUCUUCCUGCCUAAAUGUUUUAUGCCUUGUAUUUUUUAAGAAAAGAUACAGGGUUUUCAAACUCA